AUGGAAAAUUGGGGGUCGUAUUUGUUUUACGUGAUUGUGGUCCUUUUCAACCCGGUUAGGGAUGGUGUUAAAUUAACAGUGUCUGGUGUGCUUCUGAGAGGAGAAGGGGCAUCCUUUCCUGAGACGGUUUAUAUUGCCUGGGAACACUCUUAUAGGGCCCAUCGUCUUCAACACGCCGACGUUCAGAUGACGUACAAAGCCAGCGGAAGCGGAAGGGGCAAGGCAGCCAUCAAGCGAGGUCCGAAUACAGUGGUGGAAUACGCCGGAUCCGAUUCUAUUCUUACAGAAGACGAGUAUGCCAAGCACCCCGACUUGAAGAUGUUUCCAACCAUGGCUGGCGCCCUCGUCCUAGCCUACAAUAUUCCUGGUGUCGGCAAUCAUCUCAAUUUGACCAGGGAGCAAGUUGUUGGAAUCUAUAACGGAACCUAUACUAGAUGGAAUGACUCCACCUUCCAGGCUUCCAAUCCUGACACCAACUUUCCCAACGCGACCAUCGUCGUAGUGGCAAGGGCAGAUAAAUCCGGCUCCACGGCCAUGUUUACACAGGCUUUGAGUAUGUUCAGCGAGGAAUGGCGGACGAGGCCUCGAUCGGGGCAAUUUAGCCUGGGCAGAAACAACACGUCGGGCAAAGCCUACCAUUGGGAUCCGAAUGUUGUGAAACUAUUUGGAGAGAAGACGAGAGGGAUGUCCGGAUUGAUCUUGUCCAUACCAUACACCAUAGGAUACUUGUCGGUGGCGGACGCAGCGGAUGUUACCGACAUUAUGUUCGCCGACCUACAGAACGAAGCUGGAUUUUACAUUACACCCAACACGCACACUGUGCAGUCGGCCAUGGAGUACUACUCUAAACAAGGUACGGGUCUGACUUCUGUCAUUUCCGACAGCCCGGAUGAUGACUCGUACCCCAUCGCUGGGUACACCUACUUUAUAGUGUACAUGACUCAGAUGACGCUUUGCGAUAGAGCCAUAGAGUUAGUUAGGUACGUCAACUACUUCCUAACGGAAGAGGCAGCAAGGGCUGAAUGCAUACAGCAAAGCAUGGUGCCUCUUAGCAAUGCUGUUGUGAACACUAUCCUCAAAGAGGUUCUAAGUGCUAUGAUGUGCGGUCCAGACGGCGACAAGCGUAACGUUUGGAAACUCUUCCAGGAGCAAAAGAACAAAGAGUAUUGGGAGAGUCAAACGUGGAGAACGCCUGUGGCGGUAACAAUAACGUUACUCAUAGCCGUCCUAAUUGGCGUCUUUUCAUAUUUUAUCUAUCACAGAGUAAAACUUCGACAAAUGAUCGACAACAACGAAUGGGAUAUCCCCAUCGAAGACAUUGUGUUUUACUUCGACGACAAAGUCAUGUCUGGUUGGAAGUCUAAAUUGACUGGUUUUCGCUCUGUGAAGUCUUUCAGAUCAUUGGACGACAUUCCAGAGGGAGCAGAGCUGCUAAACCACAUUCUCCAAUGGCCUGGUAAAUACAAAGCGAGCCAAAUCGGUUUGCGCCUUAUGGAAAUGAAAAAUCUGAACACUCUGCACAGGGAGACAAAGAGGGCAAUGUUAUGGAUGCGAGACUCGGUCAUUCAUACGAAUGUGGUUCGGUUUUUUGGUCUAACAGAGCUUGAUGAGGACAGAUACGUUAUAAGUGAAUACUGCUCUAAAGGCCCAAUGACUGACAUCCUUCAGGACGAAAAAUAUAACUUUACUUUAAAUUUUAAAUUUUCCCUCUCAAACGAUAUCGCUAGUGGACUGUAUUAUUUACACGCUCAGGGCAUCACUCACGGCAGCCUGAGGUCCGCCUCCUGUUUGAUAGACAGUCGAUGGAAUGUGAAGAUUGCAGACUGGGAAUACUGCAAACUGUUAACUUGUCAGAACGCUCAGAAAAGCCCACUGACUGUUUUGCGCAAAAACAGUUCUGACACCAGUAAACACGUAACUGCUUUUAGGGAGUUUUGGACAGCACCCGAGAUCCUGGAGUCAGAGUUUCAGAAGCAGCCGUCGACGAGCAGCGAUGUAUACAGUUUCUCUAUUAUCCUUCAGGAGAUCUUCACCCGAGAGGACCCUUACGCCGAACACGCCGACGUUCUCACACCGGAAGAGGUACUCCAGGCGGUGCUUAAUAACGGCCUGAGGCCUCGCUACUCGAACGAUACACCGGUCAUGGUGCGGCAGAUCAUGGAAAUCGGCUGGGCGGAAGAGCCCUACCAACGGCCAAGCGUCGAGCAAAUUUUGAAGAUGUUGCGGCACGCCAAUCCAUCACGCAAGAGCAUGCUGGACAGUAUGAUGGAAGCGAUGGAGGAAUACACGUCCCAUCUAGAGGAGAGGAUAGAAGAACGUACCUCAGAGCUCCUAGUGGCCAAACAUAACAUAGAAUCGCUGCUGAGUGGACUCAUCCCCACCCACAUCGCGUCAAAACUGGCCAACGGCCAGGCGGGGCAGGCUCGUGAAGCCGAGGUAUAUAACAGUAUGGCUGUGCUCUCUGUGGAGAUCUUGGACUUCCCCGACGUUUCCGCUUUACCGUCCCCUUCAGACGCCGUGUCUUAUCUCAACGACGUCAACGCCGAAAUUGAAUCUGUGAUAAAGAAGUAUGAAAUCUUCCGCGUCGCCGUUGAAGGUGACAAUUACACGCUGGUGUCAGGGUUUACGGUGAAGGAGUCCGGCGAAGACUCGGCGGCCAUCCAAGUGGCUCAUUUGGCCCUGGACAUCACCGAGACAGUCACCAGACUGCCUCAGCCCUCCUUUCAUACGCGGCCCAUCAGGCUACGCUACGGGGCCCACGUUGGACGGGUCAUCGGUGCUCUGAUGGGAGCAAACUCACCAAGAUUCUGUAUCCUGGGAAAUGCAGUUAAAAUGUCUGUUCAGUUAAAACAAACAUCUGUACCCAGUAAAAUCCACGUGUCUGCAGCCUUCCGCCAUGUCGUCAGCAAGAAGGGAUUCCAUACAGAAGAGCGCUCCAACAAACCCAACGCGAUGCUUGACCAUAAGGAGAAGACAUAUUGGCUGACAGGCAGAGACUGUGUACACGUUGACAUGUCGUCUGAGCUCUCGACUGACUCGGGAAUUGACGUAAUCACGAACGAGAAACAAGUACCUACAAAAACGGCUCAUCCCAAAAACAGAUCAGUAGAGACACUUGUUACAGCGAAAGCCGAACCACAGAAGACAUGGGCGGACAGCGUAGCAGCAUCCGGUGCCCACCAGAAACCGUCACAAGAGGAAAGAUGGAGAGAAAUAUUUACAAAUCCCAAUGAAACACCGACCACGUCAAAGGUGUUGGGAGAAGUAAUAGAACUCACCGACGUUUCAAACUGCGGGGAAUGUUCUGAAGGAAUGUCCGGUGAGUUGAAAAGUACAGAGAUACCGAUGUUUUUCCCGUCGUCUACUAAAAAUAAACGUCAGCCCGUGAAAAAAACGCAGGACGCCAUUGUGGUUGAAAGUUAUAGCCGACCCGGAAGUCCAGACGAAGAAGGACUUGAAUGUCCUCAAGCGCCUGCCUCGAAAUCCGUGAAGUCCAAAGUCAAUAAGGUAGCUCCUUUGAUUUAUGUUUGAGGACGACCCGCAUCUGGUAAAAGACUAAAAUCAGCAAAUUGAAAUAUUAGAUAUAUUUUUAUAAAUAUUGUAGGACAUUUAAGUGACCUUAAAAGCAUGAUGGUGUCUAUGUGCUUUAGGUUAUUGGGACGUGUUGGUUGUCAAUUUCCUCCGAGAACAGAAGCCCAAGAAUGAUCAUUAUUUGAUCUAGAAAUGUGGAAUUCAAGGUUAUUCUGUACUGUCAUUCGUAUUUGCAGCUUAAAAGACGAAUAAAAUAAAUAAAUAAAUAAAUAUGUCAUCCGUAUUUGAAACCGCCAUGCAGACAUCACACAAACACCGUGGAUUGUAGAAAAGCUUUAGAGUAGCUGACACUUAUUGACCAUUGACACUCGAGCUUUUUCUUGUCAACUGCUGAGCAAAUGAACAUUGGCUAAUGUUAACAAAUGUAGCAGGGUGCCUUGCUCAGUACACUUUUAUUCUCUCUGCAUGGAAACCUUCAAAUGUAAAACGAUACCUAAUAGGUGAGUUUCGAGUUCGAACUCUUUUGUCGUUGAAGUUAGAAAAAAUCCAGCUGUGUCAUUUUACCGGUCAAAAAUGUUAGGCAACUAUUUUUGAUCACAUGCACUAUAACAUGGGCGUCUAAGAUAAGUGUCAUAAAAAGUAUUUUAAAGGAGACGAGUGAUACAGAAAAAUGAGAAUACUGAAUGUUUGUGAAGUUGAGAAGUUCUUAAAGAAAAAGAGGUGUCUUUUGUGCCAGUAGAAAAGGGUGAGAAAAAGUAAAUUAAUUUCAACAAAGGUUGCCUAACAUUUUUCACAUCUCACAUGACACAGUGGGACUGUUUUUACCUUUGGCGACUAGAGUUCGAUCUAGAAACUCCCCUAUUGCUUUGUAGGCUGCUUCAGCAUUGUGCCCUUUGUAAUGCCUUGUUGCGGUUUUCAAAAGUAUUUUGUGUAAAGUUGUAAAGAAUAACAAAAGUAAGCAAUGUUAUAAUUUAUAUUGGUUGAAGUCUUAUUUUAUAUGCACAUCUGUUUGAAAAUAAGCU
This is a messenger RNA of Liolophura sinensis, 4553 nucleotides long. RefSeq names its product receptor-type guanylate cyclase gcy-29-like. Gene Ontology annotation, cellular component: plasma membrane. The transcript has 3 exons. Gene Ontology annotation, molecular function: ATP binding; protein kinase activity; peptide receptor activity. The record is from RefSeq and is a predicted model, not a curated record. The coding region runs from base 1 to 3531 and encodes 1176 amino acids. Gene Ontology annotation, biological process: intracellular signal transduction; cGMP biosynthetic process; protein phosphorylation. Lineage: Eukaryota; Metazoa; Mollusca; Polyplacophora; Chitonida; Chitonidae.